UUGUUAAAAUUAUUUUCUUGUAUUUUUUUUUUAAUGUAUAUAUAUUUUUGUAAAAAUGAAUAAUAAUAGCAUGUCGAGUACAACUUCAAACUUUCUCCAAGUUCCCUCUACCGAUGAAGACGCGCCUCCAUCAAGAAGGAGAUUUGCUGGGAUUAUACCUAUACGACGACAUUCGACAGGAAGUAGACAUACUGGUACUAGUAGUACCUCUCCACAACCUAGAAGACCCACUAGAAAAUCGACUAUUAUUCCACCUGUUGGACUUACAACGAAUCAAGAUCCACUACUGAGAUUAAGAGUGGUUGCUGGUCAUUCACUUGCAAAGAAAGAUAUAUUUGGUGCAAGUGAUCCUUAUGUAAGAAUUGAAUUGAACACUAUUGUUGGAAAUGUUGCAAUAGAUUCAGUUUUAACUAAAACUAAAAAGAAGACCUUAAAUCCGGUUUGGAAUGAAGAGUUUGUGUUUCGGGUCCGUCCUCAUGAACAUAAAUUAAUCCUGCAAGUAUUUGAUGAAAAUCGUCUCACUAGGGAUGAUUUUCUAGGAAUGGUUGAAGUACCAUUGAAUAAUGUUCCAAAAGAAAUUAUUGGCAGAAAUAUAUGCAGUCUUCAAUAUUUAUUAAAACCUAGAAGUGCUAGGUCAAGAGUAAAGGGUUAUCUUGAGUUAUAUCUAGCUUACGUUCCAGAACAUGAACCCGGAACUUCUGGUCGCCUAUCUGCAGAUGGCGAAUGGGAAGUAAUUGAAAAUGCUGAAGUUUUAAACAUUUCUCACAUACCCUCUUCUUAUACACCAAAUGUUAUUGAACCACAAGGAAUGUUACCUUCUGGUUGGGAAGAACGACAAGAUGCUAAUGGGAGAACUUAUUACGUAAAUCAUUUAGCUAGAUCUACUCAGUGGGAAAGGCCAACAAUAACGGAUCUAUCUGAUGCAAAUACAAUUCAAAACUUGGCAUUAGCAGCUACAGAAUUUGAAAGAAGAUAUCAUAUCAGUGUAGAUACUCCAGAAACUGAUAAAGGUGAUCCUACUCGGAAAAAGGUUGUUCAAAGUGAUGCAGAUGACGAGAGUGAUGAAGGAUAUGAAGAGUCAGAUCCACUUACUAACAUUGAUCGUCGGCUUUCCAAUUUAUCAGCAACAGCUGAUCAGAAUCAGAGUGAUCAAGUCGAUUCAAAUGAACAAAGUAGUACCACUGUAGUCCAAGAAGAUGUUCCCGAAGGAUCUGAUGGUUUACCAAAAGGAUGGUCUAUGCAAGUUGCUCCUAAUGGUCGAACUUUUUUCAUUGAUCAUAAUACAAGAGCAACUACUUGGGUUGAUCCUAGAACAGGUAGGGCAAGUUCAAUGCCUAAUCAAAACCAACCACUAGCAGCUGAUCGUGUUGUAUCUACAUCAGCUUAUAAUGAUGAGUUGGAACCUUUACCAGAAGGAUGGGAAGAAAGAGUUCAUGCAGAUGGAAGAAUAUUUUUUAUUGAUCAUAAUACAAGAACAACUCAAUGGGAAGACCCUAGAUUAAAUAAUCCCAAGAUUGCUGGUCCUGCAUUACCUUAUUCUCGAGAUUAUAAAAGGAAGUAUGAGUCUCUCAAAACAAGACUGAGCAAAAUGGCUCAUGGGCCACCUGCUAAAAUGGAGAUUAAAGUACGACGAUCAAAUAUACUUGAAGACUCAUUCCGAAUUAUCAACUCUAUGCACCCAGAUAAAUUAAGAGCAAAAUUAUGGGUUGAAUUUGAACAAGAAGUUGGACUUGAUUAUGGUGGUCUAGCUAGGGAAUGGUUUUUCUUGUUGUCUAAAGAAAUGUUCAAUCCAUAUUAUGGUCUUUUUGAAUACUCUGCAAUGGAUAAUUAUACACUACAAAUUAAUGCUAUGUCAGGGUUAUGUAAUGAAGAACAUCUUCAUUAUUUUAAAUUUAUUGGAACUGUAGCUGGUAUGGCUGUUUAUCACGGCAAAUUAUUAGAUGCAUUCUUCAUUCGGCCUUUUUAUAAAAUGAUGUUGGAAAAGCCCAUUGAAUUAAAAGAUAUGGAAAGCGUGGACUCAGAAUACUAUAAUUCACUUUUAUGGAUUAAAGAAAAUGACCCUUCUGAAUUAGAUUUAACAUUUUCACUUGAUGAGGAUAGUCUGGGGCAUACAUCUCACAGAGAAUUGAAACCCGAUGGUGCAAAUAUUCACCUAACACAAGAAAAUAAAGACGAAUAUAUUAGUUUAGUGAUUCAAUGGAGAUUUGUAUCCCGUAUACAAGAACAAAUGAAUGCUUUUCUACAGGGUUUUGGUUCCAUUGUACCUUUAAGUUAUAUUAAAAUAUUUGAUGAAAAUGAAAUGGAACUUUUAAUGUGUGGUAUUCAAAAUAUUGAUGUUAAAGACUGGAAAGAAAAUACUCAUUACAAAGGAGAUUAUUCACCCAACAAUAUUGUGAUUCAAUGGUUUUGGAGAGGUGUAUUAUCAUUUAAUAAUGAAAUGAGAUCAAGACUUUUGCAAUUUGUAACGGGUACAUCUAGAGUUCCGAUGAAUGGAUUUAAAGAGUUAUAUGGAAGUAAUGGACCACAAUUGUUUACAAUUGAAAGAUGGGGCACCAAAGAAAAUUAUCCCAGAGCACAUACUUGUUUUAAUAGGUUGGAUCUUCCGCCGUAUGAAAGCUAUCAUGAACUGAGAAACAAAUUAAUUAAAGCAAUUGAAGGCUCACAAGGUUUUGCUGGAGUGGAUUAAUGUGAAUUCUAAACAUUAUAUACAAAUUACAGGAGUUACCUUCUACCAAAAGCAAAUCUAUGUUACAGUAAUAACAUUACCCCUUCAAUGAUCACAUGUGAUAUGACUAUAACACUAGAGAUAAAUAAAAAAUAUAAAAUAAUAAUCAUUCCAAAAUGUAAUAUUAAAGGAUUGUAAUUAAAAUGUUAGU
Diuraphis noxia (Russian wheat aphid) is the source of this 2876-nucleotide messenger RNA. It is a transcript of the gene Nedd4, whose product is annotated as E3 ubiquitin-protein ligase Nedd4. Gene Ontology annotation, molecular function: ubiquitin protein ligase activity; sodium channel inhibitor activity; protein binding. Gene Ontology annotation, cellular component: cytoplasm. The record is from RefSeq and is a predicted model, not a curated record. Gene Ontology annotation, biological process: ubiquitin-dependent protein catabolic process; protein ubiquitination; regulation of dendrite morphogenesis. NCBI's taxonomy places the organism in Eukaryota, Metazoa, Arthropoda, Insecta, Hemiptera, Aphididae.